AAUGAGUGCUACGUCCACUAAGAUCAACUGUAACACACACACCUACUUUCUAAGAAAAUUAUUCAAAAUGGUAUCACUUUCAUUUUCAACAGGACAUAUAGUUUCUCUUUAGUUUUCUCAUGAAGCCAAAAUCUGUGUUCAAAAUAUAAAUUUAAGGAAACUGAGGUUGUUGUUUCUCUUUCUACCACUAUAACUAAUAACUGUUGGAUAAAUUGCUAAAACAAAUACCACUUAACACAAGUAUUACACAACAUGAAACAAAAAGAUGCCAACCAACAUUGACAUGGACUUGUAUGGAAAUACUCCUCAUAGCUCUGACCACAUGCUACCUUCUGAUAUCUAUUGUAUGGUACCAUCUCCUACUACUUUCAGUCCAAACUCUCCACAUAUGUAUGAACAGGAAAAAGACGACCUGUCUCUACUCCCUCAACUUGAAAUUCAAAAUUUACCGACAACUGGAAACCAAACUCAGAAUUCAGUCAACAUGGAAGAAUUUGAUCUGAAGCCUCAUUUUGAAAACAAUGCUGAUAGCUUCAUUGUGAAACCCAGAUUUGAAGUUGUACCAAAUUCCCCUGCUUCACAAUUUACAACAGACACCAUAUGGAAUGAUGGCAAAGACUUUCACGAAUUCUUGCAAAUGGAAAAGACUGACUCUGGGCCAACUUUAGCAGAACUGAAUUUUGGUGACUACCACAUUGAUGAUUUUACAUGUGAUGAAAUCUCUUAUGUUACCAGUAAUAAUGAAAUUGUCCCUAGUAAUGGCACUGCUAAUGUUGGUACUGCUAACAACAGUAAUGCCACUACCACUAAUACUGGUAAUAAUAUCACUUCUACUGUCCACUCAAGGAUGAAGAAUUUGCAGUCUGAUUUCUUAGCUACCCCCAUAUCAAAGAAUAACCGUUCCGAACUGCAAACGUCCACUACACUUCAACAGAACUGGGAUGAAAAUCCUGCACCUCCUACUCUUGGAGGAAUGAGAGUUCAGGCGUCUUUUAAUGCUUCUUCCACAAAAUCUUCUCAGAUAUUCAAACCACUCAAACAAAACCACAUGGCACCAUCAUGUACCAUUACCUGUGAUACAGAUAGCAAUAAGAGCAAAGCAGCUCUCAAAUUGUUUGAUGGCAAUGGCUCUGUACCAAACAAGCUUUUAAAAUAUGAGGACUUUUCUACUGGAGAUUGCAGUCAUAAACCAGUGGACAGUGACAUAGAUGUCUCUUCUUCAAAUGUUCAUUUACAACAGUUACUUUGCAGCAACCAACCAUCACUGCAACCUGAAUCUGAAAUGUCAAUGCAAGCCCACAAAUCCCAGCCAAUCACUUCACAUUUUCCACCGUCAGUUCAGACACAGCCCCAACAGAUGGCUUCAUUGUCAUGUCAGACAGUACCACAGGCCCCCCUGAAAACCCAGCAGAGUAGUGUGACACCAGUUGAGACAGUCUCUAGCUGUGAUAUGACAAUCUCUCGAAAUGAUACAACUUCUCACUCAGAAACCAUGGAUGAGAAAUGGGAACAGAUUAAAAAGCUUUUACACAAAGAAGAUUCCCCUAAAAGUAUAAAGAGGGAGCGCAUAAGUUCAACCAGCAGUUUUACAGCCUCCAAUGAUGAUCAUGACUCCAAUGAUGGUGAUAUGUCAGAUGAUUCCUCUGAUUAUGAAAUUGAGGAUUAUAUAUCUGAUCCAGAAUCUGCUCAUAGCCCCUCAAGUAAAGAAACACUAUCAUCUACAGUCAAACGGAGAGAAAAACAAUACUUUUGGCAAUAUAAUGUCCAGUCCAAAGGACCAAAGGGACAGAAGAUGCGACUGUUACCUGAGGAACAAGACCCACAUGUUUUAAAUACAUUUGAAGAUCCAGUGUUUGAGCUUGGCACUACAUCUAAAUUAGGUUUGCGACAUAGCGGCAAGGCUCGCCGUGGAGAUGGCAAUGAUAUUUCUCCUAACCCAAGAAAACUUCAUUUAAUUGGACAGCAAUUGAAAAAAUUGAACCAUGACAUAAAUGAGUUUGUACCAACAAGUGAUCUGCCAGCCAGUGUUAGGAACAGGACAAGGAAGGAGAAAAACAAGCUUGCUUCAAGGGCUUGUCGCUUAAAAAAGAAAGCACAGCAUGAAGCUAAUAAAGUGAAAUUGUAUGGCCUUGAACAGGAACACCGUCAGUUGAUGACUGUAAUUGAACAUAUCAAGCAAAAGAUGUUGGCUGCUCUUCUAUCUAAGAAAACAAUAAAAUGUGAAGAGAAAGGACAAAGAACAAGUGAUGAACAAUCCAAAUAUUUGAAUGAACUCAUCAAAAGACAUUUAAGUAAGUAAGGAAAGGAAUUUUGAUUGAGACCUUUAUCUUGUUUUUCAUUAUCAUUACUUUGGUAAGGGUGAUUAGAACAUUCAGUUUCAUACCAGUUAGUAACAAGUUCGUAGUCUACAAGACUCAGAUUUAAAACACUUAAACAUUUGAAUGUGACAUUUGUAGUUUGUUUGGCAGGGUUUUCUUUUGGGGUGGGUGAGCUUCAUGUUUGUGUAGCACUCCUAGUGUUACACACUAGUGAAUAGUCACUAAGUUAUUGAAGUAACCUCAAAAUAGAUGUUGAUUAAUUCUUUAACAUUUAAACCAGCCACAUCUGGCCCAAAUAUUCUUUACUACUCUAGGCACAAGGCCUGAAGGUUUUGGAGAGGGGGCCAGUCAAUUAGAUCAACCCCAGUACACAACAGGUACUUAAUUUAUCAACCCUGAAAGGAUGGAAGGUAAAGUUGACCUCAGCGGAAUUUGAACUCAGAAUGUAAAGGCAGAUGAAAUACUCCUAAGCAUUUCGCCCGGCGAGCUAAUAUUUCUGCCAGCUCGCUACCUUCUGACCCAAAUAUCCUAGCUGUUUUAUGGUUCAAACUGGUCAGAUCUGGCCUCUCCUACCUACCCUACAAUGUCAGUCAAAAAUAAAUAUAUAAUCACAUCAUCAAAAUCUCAAAGCCAUGAGAAAAUGCAUGAUUAAUUUGAAACAAUGAAUAAAUAAGUUUUACAUUUGACAGAGCAAUCUGAAUGCUAAAGGAUUAAAGAGAUAGUAACAACAAAAGUAGAUUGGUUAAAAUUGCAAGUACAUUAAACACAUUGUGUCUCUUUGAUUCAGAAAUACCCAAUUUUGGGGGUGCUUUG
Molecule: messenger RNA, 3131 nt
Organism: Octopus bimaculoides (California two-spot octopus)
Lineage: Eukaryota; Metazoa; Mollusca; Cephalopoda; Octopoda; Octopodidae
Biological process (GO): regulation of transcription by RNA polymerase II; response to unfolded protein
Cellular component (GO): nucleus
Molecular function (GO): RNA polymerase II transcription regulatory region sequence-specific DNA binding; DNA-binding transcription factor activity, RNA polymerase II-specific
Source: RefSeq, a predicted model, not a curated record